GCGGGGGGCGAGGCGCGGAGGCGCUCUGGGCCGCGCUCGUCGGUGGCGGUGGCGGCGGGCGGGAGGUGUCGCGGGAUGGCGGCGGGAGCGAGCACAGAUCUGUCAUCCAGGCUCCCCAGCAAACACAUCCUGCAGGAUCCCUCUGCCUUUAUUUAUGCUGAUCACUCGUGCCACUGGGACUGAGCUCCAGUCAGAGCUGAAGAUGCCACUUUUCUUCCGGAAGAAGAAGCCCAGCGAUGAUGCUCGGAAGCGCCUUGAAUACCAGAUGUGCCUGGCAAAAGAAGCUGGUGCUGAUGACACUCUUGACAUAUCCAAAUGUGAACUCUCCGAGGUUCCUUAUGGGGCCUUUGCAACUUGUAAAGUCCUGCAAAAAAAGGUGCUGAUUAUUCAUACAAAUAAUCUGACAGCUUUAGUUCCAAAGUCCUGCAGCCUCCUGAGUCUCAUAACUGUGAAGGUUCUAGAUCUGCACAACAACCAGCUGGCAUCACUUCCUGCUGAGAUUGGUCAGCUGGCAUCUCUGCAGGUCCUAAACCUUGAAAGGAAUCUUUUAACAAGUCUUCCACAAUCUAUAGGAGACCUUGCCCAGCUCCAGAUGCUCAAUGUGAAAGGUAACAAGCUGAGGGAGCUGCCAGCUGCCCUGGGGGGGCUGCGGAGCCUGCGCGCCCUGGACGUCCGGGAGAACCCGCUGCGGGCGCUGCCGCGCGCGCUGGCCCACGUCCGCACGCUGGAGACGCUGGCCCUGGAUGCCUCUUCCAUGACCUACCCAUCACCUGAUGUUUGCAGUGCAGGUACAGAGGCCAUUCAGCAGUUUCUCUGCAAAGAGUCUGGAAUUGUGUACUACCCCCCCUCACAGAGUCCGCUCCCCACGCUGGAGAGUGAUGGAGGAGGAACAGCAGUGGAUGGGGUGGACAGGGCAGUGCAGAAGUACUUGGAGGAGGAGAGUGAGUGGCAGAACAAAUUCUUGGAUUAUGAGAAGAGGAAGGAACAGAAAAUGCAGGAGAAGUUGGAAUUUGAGCGGCGCCUGAACAUGGGGCAAAGAGAACAAGCUCUGCUUGUUCAGCAGGUCAACACUCAGAAAGAUGAGAUGCUUCAGACAGUAAGAGAGGACCAGAUGAGGCUGGAGGAGGGUCUGACCAAGCACCAGUGCUGCGUGGAGGAGGAGCACCUGAAGCUGCUGCAGCAGCUGAAGGAGGCAGAGCAGGGUGUUGCCACUCGCAUCCAGAAGCUGCUGGAGGACAACCAGAGGCAGAAACAAAGUUCAGACAUUCUGAAAUCCUUGGAGAAUGACCGAAUAAGGAUGGAGCAGCUGAUGGCCAUAACACAGGAGGAGACGGAGCAUCUGCGCAGAAAGGAGGUGGCCUCUGCCAUGCAGCAGAUGCUGGCUGAGAGCUACAAGAACAAGCUGAUCCAAAUGACCUACGAGUCCCGUCGGCAAGACCUUGUCAACCAGGCCUGCUCCAGCCUAGCAGAGAUGGAUGAGAAAUUCCAGCAAAUCCUGGCUUGGCAACAGCUGGACCAGAACAAAGCUGUUAGUCAGAUCCUGCAGCAGAUUGAGAUGCAGAAAGCUGCCUUUGAAGCUCUCCAAGUGAAGAAGGACCUUAUGCACAGGCAGAUCAGGAACCAGAUUAAAUUAAUAGAAAGAGAGUUAUUGCAGCUGACACAGCUGGAGUUAAAGAGGCAAGAACUGGACACAGAGACGCUGCAGGGGGUGAUCACAGAGCAACGCCAGGCACUCAGCUACCUGCUGCAGCAGCUGCUCAAGGACAAGAAGCAAAGGGAAGAGGAGCUGCGACAAAUACUGCUAGAACUGGAGCUGAAGAGUGAAACCAAACAGGAGAACUACUGGCUGAUCCAGUACCAGCGCCUGCAGAGCCAGAAGCCCCUCUCCCUGAAACUCCAGGAGGAGGGUCUGGAGCGGCAGCUGGUGACGCUGCUGAUGGAACUGUCUGCAGAACACUACGUGCCUGUCUUUGCCCACCACCGGCUCUCCCUGCGGGCGCUCAGCACCAUGACUGCCAGUGACCUGGAAAAGAUGGGCGUGCUGGAGGCUGGGCUGCAGCGAGCCAUCCCCAGGCGAGCUCAGGAGAUCCUGGCUGUGGCCAAGACCAUCCCAGAGCUGCUGAGGACAGUGGACACCGAGGUCCCUGCAGCCCCAGAGCCCAGUGCUCCCUUCGAGGAGCUUCCCAGCCCGGUGGUCCCAACAGCUCCACUGCUGCAGUGGGAUGAGAAGAAGUCUGAGUGUGUCGUCUGCAUGGAGCAAGAGACCCAGAUGGUUUUCCUGCCCUGUGGCCACGUCUGCUGCUGCCAGACCUGCUGCCAGCGGCUGCAGACGUGUCCCCUGUGCCGCAAGGACAUCGCGCAGCGCAUCCGCAUCUUCCAGAGCGGCUAGACGGGGCGGGGAGGAGCGGCCUGCCCGGCACCGCCUCCCUCACCCCCCGGGGCCUCCUGCCUCGGCUGCCCCGUCUCGGUAUUAAAAGACACCCGCACAGCAUGGCCAGCGCACCCAGGAGCCUCCGCAUCCACCACGGAUCCCCAGUGACUUCUCAGCCUCUGCCUUGGGUUCCCUCUUCACCUGUGUCCCCUCUGCCUGUCUGCUCAGCCAGUGUCCUCUUGUCUGGGAGCACGGGGUGAUGGAACCGGGUGCACUUCUGCCCCCUCCUCUCUGGCUAAUGUGUUUGCCUUCAGAAGUGCCCCUCGCUCAGCAGGGACACAGUUAGUGCCACCUUUGAAGCCACCAUGACCUUGCAGCUCCACUGGGGUGGCCAGAGCUGUUGCCCAGAGGGGGGUGACUCUCCCAUGGGAGGACUCAGCCAGGGCCAGCAAUGUUCUGGGGUGCUGGCACUGCCAGCUCCUGUGUCAUGCCAAAGCCUGGGGGCUCUGCUCUGGCCACCCACAGGAGGGUGUUGGGGGCACUGCUGGGCUGCAGCCAUGGGCAGGAGAUGCCAGGACAGCAUGAGGAGCUCCAUGGCCCCUAACCAGCCCUUGUGGCUGCCCCAUCCCUGGCAGUGUUGAAGAGCAGGUUGGAUGGGGCUUGGAGCAACCUGGGCUGGUGGGAGGUGUCCCUGCCCAUGCAGGGGGUUGGAACAAGAUGAUCUUUAAGGUUCCUUCCAACUCAGACCAGUCUGUAAUUCUAUGAUAAUUCAUCUCCUGUUGUAGGGGAGAGCCUGCAAUGGCCCCAGAUCCAGGACUUGACAGAGCUGCUCUGGCCAGAGGAGCCCAGUGAGAUUCCUCAGCCAAAACAGGCUGGGAGCAGGGGGUGUUGCUGCUGCCACCCCCCAGCCAGCACCAGGCCAGGGUGGGCUGGGCACUGGUGAGCAGGCAGCUCUGCAUCCUCAUUAAUCAGUAACCCUCCCAGUUGGUCUUUUGUCUCUUGCCCUUAAAGUAUAAACACAGAGAUAAGCCCGGUCCCUCCACAGCCCUUCCCCCAGGAGAAGCUAUUAAAAAGCAGCUGGUUUCUGCCCA
Messenger RNA from Apus apus (common swift), 3462 nucleotides. RefSeq names its product leucine rich repeat and sterile alpha motif containing 1 (gene LRSAM1). Bases 155 to 2389 code for a protein of 744 amino acids. Gene Ontology annotation, biological process: protein ubiquitination. NCBI's taxonomy places the organism in Eukaryota, Metazoa, Chordata, Aves, Apodiformes, Apodidae. The transcript has 25 exons. Gene Ontology annotation, molecular function: protein binding; ubiquitin-protein transferase activity. The record is from RefSeq and is a predicted model, not a curated record.